Molecule: messenger RNA, 636 nt
Organism: Asparagus officinalis (garden asparagus)
Lineage: Eukaryota; Viridiplantae; Streptophyta; Magnoliopsida; Asparagales; Asparagaceae
Exons: 2
Coding region: 69-593 (174 amino acids)
Molecular function (GO): nucleic acid binding; zinc ion binding
Source: RefSeq, a predicted model, not a curated record
UCCAGUUCUGUUGCACUUGUGCUUUGUUUGAAACUAAUGGUGUUGUAUGUAGACAUAUAUUAUCGCUAAUGAUGGCUAGGCAAAUGGAUUCAUUACCCGACCACUACAUCCUACACCGUUGGACCAUACAUGCAAGGCAUCGUAACAUUGGGGUUGGCAAUAUUGUAUUUGGAAGAAACAUCACCAGCUGUGAAGAGAAGAUUAAUUUAUUGAAAUCUUGGGCUUUAAGAGCAAAAUUCAAUAAUGUGCUCGAGCUUGCAUUUGAUUCAGAAGAGAAGCUGCAACAACUUGAUGAUGUGCUAACAAAUUUCAUGGAAUCACUUGAAGAAGAAGUUGGAGAAACUCAAGAUCAAAUUAUGGAUAUUCCUCAACCUUCCGCACCCAUUUCACAUACAAUAGAGAACAUUCCUCAGAUAACAGUUCGUGAUCCUGAUAGACCUGCAAGGACUAAAGGUCGUCCACGCAAUGCUACUAGAAUCCAGUCAGGUUUAGAACAGGCACAAGAAAAGAAAGAAAGGAAGAAACACAUAUGUAGCAGAUGUGGUGAACUCGGGCAUUAUAGAACUAGUUGUAAAGUUAACUUGCAAAGGUAAACAUAUGCACGGGUGGUGGAUGUAUUGGUUUGUUCAAAAAGUC